AGGCUCCCCGUGCUGGUGCGGCCUCUAGAGAAGCGAGCUCCGGGCCGGGUGGACCUCCGGCGCGCGGCGCCGCCGCAGAGCAGGCGCGCGCGCGACGGCUCCGCUUCUCCGCGCGAGCGCCGCGAGCCCGCGGGCCGCGGCGAUCUCGAAGUCUCGGCGGCGCGCGCAGGAUCGGCGAGGGCGGAGAAGGGGGAGAGUCGGAGGAAAAGGAAACGGAAUCUGGGCGACGGGGUUCGCACGGCUCCGACGCGCGCGCUUGCGGUGGCCCAGGCUACCAUCCUAGCAACUAGCGGCGCGCAACAUAUUCCCUACCCGCAUGCGCCUCCCUCACAUGCGCAGAGGAGGAGAGAGGACGAGAGAGGAUGAGGAAGAGGACGAGGAGGAGGAGGAGGAGGAGCAGGAGGAGGAAGUGGAUGAAACCGCCUCGCUCGCUCGCAUGCGCCGCGCGCGCGGGAAGCGCCCCGCAGCGGAGCCGCAGGCGGCCUGGUGCCCUCCGACCCCCCCGGAGUCCUCGGCG
Molecule: messenger RNA, 517 nt
Organism: Prorocentrum cordatum
Lineage: Eukaryota; Dinophyceae; Prorocentrales; Prorocentraceae
Source: the annotation of a GenBank genome assembly